AUGAUUUCAUUUAUUGUUAGCUGUAAACAGCGAGCACAUACGGGAAAAAUAAAAAUGCUCAACUUUAAGAGCGCUAAUUUUCCAAGGCUGAGAGCUGCUCUCCAAGACUUAAGACUGGGAGGGAAUAUUGGCAUCAAUGAAAACAACACAUAAAUGGGAGUUCUUCAAAGACUGUAUGUGACCACACUGCAAAAUACAUUCCCAUGGGCAACAAGUUUAAAAGGCUAAAAAUCAAACCUAUGUGGACUUACGGACAAAAUUAAAAAAGCUAUAAAUAAUGAGAAAAGAGCUUUUAUCAGAUAUAAAAACGAAGGAACGCUAUUAUCGCUGAAACAUUACAAAGAAAA
Staurois parvus is the source of this 347-nucleotide messenger RNA. NCBI's taxonomy places the organism in Eukaryota, Metazoa, Chordata, Amphibia, Anura, Ranidae. The record is from the annotation of a GenBank genome assembly.